GCUGUCUACAUGUUCUAUGCUUUGGCUAUUAUCUGUGAUGAUUUCUUUGUUCCUUCGUUGGAAAAAAUUUGUGAACGCUUGCACCUCAGUGAAGAUGUGGCAGGGGCAACCUUCAUGGCAGCUGGCAGCUCUGCUCCGGAGCUGUUUACAUCUGUGAUAGGUGUGUUUAUCACAAAAGGAGAUGUAGGUGUUGGGACCAUUGUUGGCUCUGCAGUAUUCAACAUCCUCUGCAUAAUUGGGGUUUGUGGCCUAUUUGCGGGGCAGAUAGUUGCACUGUCUUCUUGGAGCCUCUUGAGGGAUUCAAUGUAUUAUACCUGCUCAGUUGCUGCACUUAUUUUGUUUAUUUAUGAUGAAAAAGUUGCUUGGUGGGAGUCCUUAAUCCUAGUGCUGAUGUACAUCAUCUACAUUCUUAUCAUGAAGUUUAAUGCCAAUCUCCAGCAUAUGUUUGAACGGAGGACAAAGAAUGUAACAAACAUGGUGAAUGGAUUAGCAAAUAAUACAGAGAUGGAUGACAACAGCAAUUGUGAUGCUACAGUGGUAUUACUAAAGAAAGGAAAUUUCUACCGCAAAGCCUCUGUAAUCAUGGUGGAUGAAUUGCUGUCUGCAUAUCCACACCAGCUAUCCUUUUCAGAGGCUGGACUCCGGAUUAUGAUCACAAGUCAUUUUCCUCCCAGAACCCGGCUCUCCAUGGCUAGUCGCAUGUUGAUCAAUGAGAGACAAAGAUUAAUCAACAGCAGAGUGUAUACCAAUGGAGAAUCAGAGAUAGCCAUCAAGGUCCCUCUCAAACAUACCAUGGAGAACGGAUCAGGGCUCAGCAAUACUGCUAACAGAAGCGCAAAUGGAACCAGAAGAGAUGAGGAGGCUGCUGAGGGUGGGAAUGAAACAGAGAAUGAAAAUGAUGACAAUGAAAAUAAUGAGAAUGAUGAGGAGGAAGAGGAAGAGGAAGAAGACGAUGAUGACCAAGGUCCUUACACUCCCUUUGAUCCACCAUCUGGCAUAAUAGAAAUUAUCAAGUGGCUCUUCACCUGGCCUCUGUCUUUGCUCUUAUACUUCACGGUGCCCAACUGCAAUAAACCCUACUGGGAGAAGUGGUUCUUGGUCACUUUUGCUUCCUCCACACUCUGGAUUGCAGCCUUUUCCUACAUGAUGGUCUGGAUGGUCACAAUCAUUGGUUUCACUUUGGGUAUUCCAGAUGUGAUCAUGGGUAUCACAUUUCUGGCAGCUGGAACCAGUGUACCAGAUUGCAUGGCAAGCCUUAUUGUAGCAAGACAAGGAAUGGGUGACAUGGCCGUAUCAAACUCCAUUGGAAGCAAUGUCUUUGACAUUCUAAUUGGCCUUGGCCUUCCAUGGUCUCUACAGACUCUAGCAGUAAACUAUGGCUCUGUUAUUCGAUUGAAUAGCCGUGGACUUAUCUAUUCUGUGGGCUUGUUGCUGGCCUCAGUUUUUGUCACUGUGUUUGGAGUUCAUUUGAACAAGUGGAAGUUGGAUAAGAAGCUGGGGUUUGUGUGCCUUUCCCUCUAUGGAAUCUUCUUGUGUUUCUCCAUCAUGACAGAAUUUAAUGUCUUCACUUUUGUAAAUUUGCCUAUGUGCAGAGAUCACUGA
Messenger RNA from Python bivittatus (Burmese python), 1602 nucleotides. The record is from RefSeq and is a predicted model, not a curated record. NCBI's taxonomy places the organism in Eukaryota, Metazoa, Chordata, Lepidosauria, Squamata, Pythonidae.